AUGGCAACUACAGAUACUAACUUUUAUUAUAACUUCUCCAUCACUGAUCCCAACGAAAAUGGAAGUGAGAAUUUUCGCACAUUUACAAAAGUCUUCCUGCCCUGUAUGUACUCGGUUGUUUUCAUCCUUGGGCUAGCAGGAAACAUGCUGGUCUUUGUCAUACUAGUUUUCUAUGAGAAACUGAAGAUGCUGACAGAUAUAUUUUUGCUGAACUUGGCUAUAGCUGACUGGGUCUUCCUUUGGACGCUGCCAUUCUGGGCAUAUUCUGCUGCUCAGGAGUGGACUUUUGGCACCGUGGCAUGUCGUAUUAUACGGGGCUUGUAUACUCUGAACUUGUACACUUCAAUGUUAACUCUAACAUCUAUCACCUUUGACCGGCUUAUUGCUAUUACUUUUGCCACCAAAGCACGUAUGUGUCAAACCAAACGAAUUACAUGGGGCAAAUUAAUCUGUGUCUUGAUCUGGGUGAUCUCACUAGCAUUUGCCACGCCACAGUUUAUUUUUAGUGAGGUGUUUAGUAUUGAUAAGGCAAUAUGUCAGGAAAAAUACCCAAACCAUCACACAGAACUGGUUCUUGAAGUGAUCCAAGUGGCCCUUGGCUAUUUUAUUCCCAUGCUAGCCAUGAUCAUCUGCUACUCACUAAUUAUUAGAACCUUACUGCACGCCAAGAGUUUUCAAAAGAACAAAUCUCUAAAAAAAAUAUUUGCUGUAGUUGCUAUAUUUAUUCUUACUCAGUCACCGUAUACUUUCUUGAGACUGAUAAAGAUCAUAGACUGGAGCUUUAACUUGAACAGCAGCUUUGAAUAUGCAAUCAUUGUAACAGAAGCUCUUGCUUAUUUCCAUGGCUGUAUUAACCCUGUUCUGUAUUUCUUCAUGGGGGUGAAAUUCAGGAGGAACUUACAGAAAAUUAUUAAAAACUCAAGAUGGGUCAAAUGGCAAGUUACGGCUAAACAGUGGCAAACCACGGAAGAGGAAGGCUCUAAAACUUUUACUGCCUCAAAUAAUGCAGAUGCAACAAGCAUGUGCCCGCUAUAA
Molecule: messenger RNA, 1035 nt
Organism: Pygoscelis adeliae (Adelie penguin)
Lineage: Eukaryota; Metazoa; Chordata; Aves; Sphenisciformes; Spheniscidae
Gene: CXCR6
Product: chemokine (C-X-C motif) receptor 6
Exons: 1
Coding region: 1-1035 (344 amino acids)
Biological process (GO): chemotaxis; immune response; inflammatory response
Cellular component (GO): membrane
Molecular function (GO): coreceptor activity; C-X-C chemokine receptor activity
Source: RefSeq, a predicted model, not a curated record